Messenger RNA from Lactuca sativa (garden lettuce), 2050 nucleotides. RefSeq names its product UDP-galactose/UDP-glucose transporter 2. Gene Ontology annotation, cellular component: Golgi membrane; endoplasmic reticulum membrane. Gene Ontology annotation, biological process: transmembrane transport; 3'-phosphoadenosine 5'-phosphosulfate transport. Gene Ontology annotation, molecular function: 3'-phosphoadenosine 5'-phosphosulfate transmembrane transporter activity. NCBI's taxonomy places the organism in Eukaryota, Viridiplantae, Streptophyta, Magnoliopsida, Asterales, Asteraceae. The record is from RefSeq and is a predicted model, not a curated record.
GUCUUCUAUAGACACCUCUCUCCUUCUUCUUGAGUUGGCCAGACCCUGUAAACACACUCUUUCUCUCUCUUCAAGCUUUCUCUCUCCAAAAAACUAAAAAAUAUAAAACCCUUUAUGUUUCAUGUGUUCCCAAUACAUGUUUAACGUGAUUGAACCGAUACGCUCCCUUUAAUCAAUCCUUUCUCUCUCUAAAGUCAACAUGCACAAACCUCUGUUGAUCCAUUUAUUUAUAUGAAAAUUCCUUCAUUCUUCAUCAUAAAAGCUAUUGACUUUUUAAGGGAUCGUUCAGAGUAACAUGAAGAACAACGAAGAACAAUCUCGAUCUCUGUUUGGUAUUUCUCUCUCCGAUCGACCAAAAUGGCAACAAUUUCUCAUCUGUUCUUCGGGGUUUUUCUUUGGGUAUCUCGUUAAUGGUGUUUGUGAGGAAUAUGUAUACAAUCGACUUAAAUUCAGUUAUGGCUGGUAUUUUACAUUCAUUCAAGGAUGGGUUUACCUUGCUUUAAUUUACUUGCAAGGUUUCACCACCAAGCAAAUGGUGAAUCCAUGGAAGACAUAUGUGAAGCUUUCAGCAGUACUCAUGGGUUCUCAUGGUCUCACCAAAGGGUCUUUAGCUUUCCUAAAUUACCCUGCUCAACUCAUGUUUAAAUCCACCAAGGUUCUUCCGGUGAUGGUCAUGGGGGCGUUUAUCCCUGGAUUGAGACGAAAAUACCCUCCACACGAAUAUGUAUCCGCUUUACUUCUGGUGGUGGGUCUAAUACUAUUCACACUUGCGGAUGCAAAUACUUCGCCUAAUUUUAGCAUUCUUGGUGUUGUUAUGGUUUCUGGUGCUUUGAUCAUGGAUUCAUUUCUUGGGAAUUUUCAAGAAGCUAUCUUUGCAAUGAAUCCCAAUACAACUCAGAUGGAGAUGCUAUUUUGCUCAACUGUUGUGGGUUUGCCUUUUUUGAUUCCUCCAAUGCUUUUGACAGGGGAAUUAUUCAAAGCUUGGAGUUCUUGUUGGCAGCAUCCUUAUGUCUACGGCGUGUUGAUAUUCGAAGCAAUGGCGACAUUUAUCGGGCAAGUUUCCGUCCUUUCGCUCAUUGCCUUAUUUGGAGCCGCCACCACUGCCAUGAUAACAACAGCUAGAAAGGCGGUGACAUUGUUGCUAUCUUACUUGAUCUUCACAAAGCCAUUAACAGAGCAACAUGGGACUGGUUUGAUUCUAAUUGCAAUGGGAAUCGUGUUAAAAAUGAUCCCAGAGAACAAACCAACUCCAAGAAUGGUUCAGAAGAGGAAAGAAGUGCCUUUGGGUAAUAAUGAUGAAAACAGAAGAAACGAAGAGGAAGAGGAAAGGAGACCUUUGGUUUAAUUCUUAUAUAUAUAUAUAUAUAUAUAUAUAUAUAUAUAUAUAUAUAUAUAUAUAUAUAUAUAUAUAUAUAUAUAUAUAUAUAUAUAUAUAUAUAUAUAUAUAUAUAUAUAUAUAUAUAUAUAUAUAUAUAUAUAUAUAUAUAUAUAUUAUUUUUGUGUUUAGGUAAAUUUUAUUUGGUUUUGUGGGCAUGAACAAUAAUGGAAAAAGGGUCUAUUGGGUACAUUAGGUUUUAAGUCCAUUAUAAUGAUUUUAUUUAUACAUAUUGAUAUAAGCAUCUUCAAAACGCAUAUGCAUAACAAAUGUAGACACAGCAUAUGCAUAGAACAUGGGUUGUUUAAAAGUUUCUAUUUUGAGAAAGAAAUACCACAAGGGGAUUUUCAAUAAUGCAAUUUAAGAAGAGAAAGGCACAAGUUACAAAAAAGUUGUUGCAGUAAGAUAUUUCAAGAUCCAAAUUCCAUGUCAAUGAAUCGUAAAUAACUCCCCCAGUCAACAAUACAUAGGUUGUUUAAAGUAUCUAUUUUUAGAAAGAAUUUCUACAAGAGGAUGUUCAAUAAUGCAAGUUACAGAAGUCAAUACACAAGUUACAAGCCAAACAAAAUUGUUAAAUUUAUAGUUUCCAUUUUACUUAUUUAUAUAUUUGUAAAGAGUGCAUAUGCAUAUAUUUACUUUAUUAUAUCAGUGAAAUACAUGGAAACCCAUUAGAUA